This is a messenger RNA of Metarhizium acridum CQMa 102, 1587 nucleotides long. RefSeq lists its product as uncharacterized. NCBI's taxonomy places the organism in Eukaryota, Fungi, Ascomycota, Sordariomycetes, Hypocreales, Clavicipitaceae. Gene Ontology annotation, molecular function: zinc ion binding; transcription cis-regulatory region binding; DNA-binding transcription factor activity, RNA polymerase II-specific. Gene Ontology annotation, cellular component: nucleus. The record is from RefSeq and is a predicted model, not a curated record. Gene Ontology annotation, biological process: positive regulation of transcription by RNA polymerase II.
AUGUCGGCGCUGGCCGUCUCCCCAGAAGCAGCACCCGCUCCCGUGCCGCAGGCUCAAAAUGUUGCACAGCGCAAGACAUCCAAAAAGGGCGGCUACACGAGACAGCGCCGCGGGUGUCUGACUUGUCGCCAGCGCAAGAAGAAAUGCGACCAGGGCCUGCCCAUCUGUGGGCAUUGCUCGCGGCUCAACCUCGUCUGCGCGCGCGAAAGGCCCCGACAACUGUCGAGUUCCUGGGGCGCGGUGCAAGACCGUCCGCACUGGGGCUCCGGCAACCCCUGCUGCCUGUCGCAGGGCGACCAUGUUUCCGAAGUCCUGAGGCUGGCGAGUAUCCCCGAGCCGUUGGAUCUCUUGCAUCCCGAUGACGCCGUGGGUCGCGACUUGAGCGCAAGCCGGAGGACCAUGAUGCGCUACUACACAUCCACUCUUGCCGUCAUGCUGUCCGCCACCGCUGAAAAUAACUGCUUCUUGUCAGUCCUGUUGCCAAUGGCAUUCGACUGCCCUACCCUCCUUGACGCCAUGGCGGCAUGGGCAUCCUCCCACCUUGCCCUCCGUGAGCCCAGUUUCCGCGACACCUCGCUGCUGCAUCGCGGGCGGGUGCUUGCGAACCUGGGCGCCGCCCUGAAAGACGGCAGCCUGUCUGGGGAAAUGUGCCUGGCCGUGGCCAUGGCCAUGUGCUCCAUGGAGACCAUCUCGGACGCAACCAGCAGCAGCUGGGCUCACCACCUGUCCGGGGCCGCCGCCGCACUGCAGCCCGGGAGCUCUGGCAUGCAACUCAGCCCGCCGCGAACAUCGGCGUCUGUCUUGAGCGGGGACUGGCUGAAGUCGGUGGAGGGGAGGUGGCUGGUGAGGAAUUUCGCCUAUCACGAUAUCCUCAUGAGCGUGUCCCUGGACAGACGGCCCUUGAUGACUGGUGAUUACUGGAUGUCGGCUGACGAUGCCAUGGCAGAUCCAUACUUUGCCUUUGCGUCGAGGAUCAUGCUGUCGACGUCUGAGAUUAGUGUUUUGAACGCAGAUUGUGCGGAAUACUACGAGGCGUCGCUUGGGGGCGGUGGCUCGAACACGUCUGGACUCGCCUUGGAUCCCAACUGCGACGCACUGCUGCAGCGUGCCCUCGGCAUUGCCAGCGACCUUCGAGAAUGGCAAUGUCCGGCCGCCUCGACCGACACGCCGCUCACGUCCCUCAGCGAGACGUAUCGAAGCGCAGGGUUGAUAUACCUCAAUCGCGUGGUGCGCAAGUACCUCCCACAGCAUGCGACGGACGUACUGCCGGAAGGAAUCCGGGUAUACGUCGACUCGGUGUGUGAGGUUGCCGAGAAGGUGCCCGGGGGCUCGUUGGCCGAGUGCUCGUUGUUGUUCCCUCUUUUCAUGGCGGGAGGGGAGGCAGAGGAGGCAACUCACAUGGAGCGCAUUAGGAGCAGGCUGUGUACCAUGAACAAAUGGAGGCGGUUCCGCAAUGUAGAUGCUUGCAGGGAGGUUUUGGAAGAAGUUUGGGAGCAGAGGGAGGAAUGGAGACGGGGCAUGAGGAGAGACAAGGUGGAUUGGAGGGAUGUUGUUGAGCAACGGGGUUGGCAACUUGCCUUGUCGUGA